AUGGCUAAAGCUUAUAGAAUAGAAGUUUUUGAUUACAUUAUGUCAAAGGUUGGUAAGAUUGGUCCAAGAGUUAAGGAAUAUCUGAAGGAAGCUGGCUAUGAAAAAUGGUCUCGAUGUCACUCCCCUGUUAAUAGAGGUAGAAUGAUGACCUCAAAUAUAGCCGAAUGUAUUAACGGUUGUUUGGUAGAGGCUAGAGAACUUUCUAUCAUAGGUUUCCUCGAAAAAGUUAGGAUUUUAUUUGCUGCAGGAAAUUGUAAUAACAAUGAAAUUGUUAAGGCAGCUGGUAGUUAUCUGUACUGUGUAUAUGAAUCAGGAAGGAGGUACAUUACUAAUAUUGAUCAUGGCACGUACAAUUGUUAUUGGUAUCAAAUUGAUGAAAUACCAUGUGCACACGUAAUUGCCGUUUUAAAGAGUAAAAAUUUUGAUGUAAAAGAGUAUGGACGUUACUGCUCAGAAUUGUACAGGCCAAACACCAUUGUCAAGAUGUAUGAACUGCUAAUAGUUCCUAUGCUGGACACGAAGGAUUGGAACGUUUUAGAAUUUAUUAAUGCUGAAAAAGUUCUGCCACCCAAAUACAAAGGACCUUCAAGUAGGCCAAAGAAAGGAAGGCAUUUGAAAUCUAGUGAAUCACUUACUGCAAGUUCAAACCAUUGCGGUAAAUGCGGGCGUGCAGACCACAACUGGAGGACGUGCGAUUACUUUUUAAAAGAAUGUUGA
Molecule: messenger RNA, 717 nt
Organism: Capsicum annuum
Lineage: Eukaryota; Viridiplantae; Streptophyta; Magnoliopsida; Solanales; Solanaceae
Exons: 2
Coding region: 1-717 (238 amino acids)
Molecular function (GO): zinc ion binding
Source: RefSeq, a predicted model, not a curated record